AUGCCGCUCUCGAGUUUGCUCUGGGUGCUCCUGGCCUUCACCUUCUCUGGAUCCAGUGUAGCCCAGAGAGUUACUCAAGAUCAGCCAGACAUUUCCAGUCAAGUUGGGGAGGUAGUCACCCUGAGCUGUCGACAUGAGACAAGAGUGAGCAGUUACACCAUUUUUUGGUAUAAACAACUUCCCAGUGGAGAGAUGAUUUACCUUAUUCAUCAGGGUUCUUCUAGCCAGAAUGCAAGGGAUGGCCGUUACUCUAUAAAUGUUCAGAGAUCACAAAGAUCCAUCAGCCUCACCAUUUCAGACUUACAGCUAGAAGACUCUGCAAAGUACUUCUGCACUCUCUGGGAACUCACAGUGGUUGAAGUAAUAGGAAAAGCUGAACAAAAACCCCAGAGCUUAAUAAGAGAGAGCCCCCCUGCUGCGGGACCCAGGCUGAAAUACACACCUGCAGACCCCAGACAAGAAAGGGUAGUCCUGUGGUUGCUUCAUCUGUGGUCUGGAUCAGAAGAUUUAAUUCUAAAUAAAAGCUCCUUCUAUGUCAUUUGGAAGCAGGUGUCCAGAGUAACUUUCUACUGA
Molecule: messenger RNA, 573 nt
Organism: Rangifer tarandus platyrhynchus (Svalbard reindeer)
Lineage: Eukaryota; Metazoa; Chordata; Mammalia; Artiodactyla; Cervidae
Source: the annotation of a GenBank genome assembly